This is a messenger RNA of Glycine soja, 2699 nucleotides long. RefSeq names its product SPX domain-containing membrane protein At4g22990-like. Gene Ontology annotation, biological process: transmembrane phosphate ion transport from cytosol to vacuole. Gene Ontology annotation, molecular function: transmembrane transporter activity. The record is from RefSeq and is a predicted model, not a curated record. The transcript is spliced from 11 exons. The coding region runs from base 288 to 2375 and encodes 695 amino acids. Gene Ontology annotation, cellular component: plant-type vacuole membrane. NCBI's taxonomy places the organism in Eukaryota, Viridiplantae, Streptophyta, Magnoliopsida, Fabales, Fabaceae.
UUCAAUAAUUUAAAGUAUUUUUUAUUUGAAUUUUUCUUCGUUUCUUUCUUUUUGUUUUUGGGCUUAUAUGUUUAAAUUUUUCUGGCAUGGGUGUUUUGCCGUGUUUGUUCUGUAAAGGUUGUGUAUUCAUUAAAGUAACAUGCUAUUGAGGUAUAAAUAAUUGAAUUUCGAAGUGGGUGUGCACUGAGCAGAUUCAUGUGUUGUAAAGCUUAUAUUUUAUUUGCCAGCAACUCUGAAUUGUUAUUUUUUGCUUCCAUUGAGCAAAGCCUUUCCAAUUGCUGAAAGUGAUGGUUGCCUUUGGAAAGAAGUUGAAAGACAGACAAAUUCAAGAAUGGCAAGGAUAUUACAUAAACUACAAACUCAUGAAGAAGCGAGUCAAGCAGUAUGCCCAACAAAUUCAACUUGGAGCACUAGAUCGGCGGCAUGUACUCAAGGAUUUCUCACGAAUGCUGGAUAAUCAGAUUGAGAAGAUUGUCCUUUUCUUGUUGGAGCAACAAGGACUCUUGGCAUGCCAGAUAACAAAGCUUGGAGAACAACGUGAUGCUCUUCAGGAGGAGCCUGAAAUAAGCAAAAUAAUUGAAUUACGAGAAGCUUAUAGAGCAUUGGGACAAGAUCUAUUAAAGCUUCUCUUUUUUGUGGAGAUCAAUGCUAUUGGUUUGCGCAAGAUAUUGAAGAAGUUUGAUAAACGCUUUGGCUAUAGAUUCACAGAUUACUAUGUCAAAACUCGUGCAAAUCAUCCUUACUCCCAGCUGCAACAAGUGUUCAAGCAUGUGGGAUUGGGAGCUGUUGUGGGGGCCUUAUCUCGCAAUCUUCAUGAUCUUCAGGACCGUCAAGGGAGUUACUUAUCAAUUUAUGAUCAACCUACCCUUCCCCUCCAGGAUCCAGUCGUGGAUUCAAUAAAUGCAGCUGUUGAUAGGUUAACCAACUCGACAAACUUCCUUAACUUUUUGGGGCAGCAUGCACUCAUUAUGCAAGAAGAGCUGCCUAGCCCUACUGAGGAACAUGUUGAUGAUCAACGAUACCAUUUUAUGUCUCUUCUCCUGAACCUGGCAAACACAUUUUUAUAUAUGGUCAAUACAUAUAUUAUUGUCCCAACAGCAGAUGAUUACUCUAUGAGCCUUGGGGCCGCGCCAACAGUUUGUGGGAUUGUGAUUGGGGCAAUGGCUGUUGCACAAGUGUUUUCAUCAGUGUAUUUUAGUGCAUGGUCAAACAAGUCAUACUUUAGGCCUCUUGUAUUCAGUAGCAUAGUUCUUUUUCUUGGAAAUAUCUUGUAUGCCUUGGCAUAUGAUGUUAGUUCAAUAUGGAUUCUCUUAAUUGGUCGGCUGUUAUGUGGAUUUGGUUCUGCCAGAGCUGUUAACCGGCGAUAUAUCAGUGAUUGUGUGCCGUUAAAAAUCCGCAUGCAAGCAUCAGCAGGUUUUGUUAGUGCUAGUGCUCUUGGAAUGGCUUGUGGUCCUGCAUUAGCUGGCAUACUGCAAAUUAAUUUUAAAAUUUCCAAGCUUACAUUUAAUCAGAAUACCUUGCCUGGGUGGGUUAUGGCUGUUGCUUGGCUGAUAUAUCUUGUAUGGUUGUGGAUCACUUUUAAGGAACCUUCUCGUGAAGCUGAAGAGGAUCACUCCCCACAUCAAUCAAAUGAUGAAGUAAACAAUGCACUUGAGAAAGGCUUAAAACAACCAUUACUGAUUAGUUCAGAGAAUAAGGUAGAUGAAGAUGCUGACCAAGAUUGUGAUGAUAGUGAAGAAGCACCAGAGGAAUCUCGCCAGCCAGUGAAUUCAAUUAGAAUGGCAUACAGACUCCUUACACCUUCUGUAAAGGUUCAAUUAAUAAUAUAUUUCAUGCUCAAAUAUGUAAUGGAGAUUUUGCUAUCGGAAUCUAGUGUCAUUACAACAUACUACUUCAACUGGUCAACAAGCACAGUUGCAGUUUUUCUUGCUUGCCUUGGCUUGACAGUUCUUCCUGUAAACAUUGUUGUUGGAAGCUAUAUAAGCAACAUGUUCCAGGACAGGCAAAUUCUGUUGGCAUCAGAAAUUAUGGUUCUCAUAGGCGUUCUACUGAGUUUCCAAGUAAUCAUUCCAUAUUCUGAGCCACAAUACAUCUGUUCGGGUCUCCUUUUAUUUGUUUCUGCCGAAGUACUUGAAGGUGUCAACUUGUCACUGCUUUCGCGAGUAAUGUCAUCGAGGCUUUCUCGUGGAACCUACAACGGUGGACUUUUGUCUACGGAGGCAGGGACACUUGCUAGGGUGGUUGCUGAUGCAACUAUUACCCUUGCCGGGUACGUUCGUCAGAGUAUGCUCCUUAAUGUGACCCUCCUUCCUUCACUCUUCAUCUGUGUAACUUCCAUCCUUGCAACAUGUUUUACGUACAAUUCUUUAUAUUGAUUUGUCUGAGGCUGAGAUUGAGAUGAAAAGAGGAGAAUGCUCUUCAGCAAAACCUCAGUCUCUUCACCACUUGGCUCUGUAUUCUUUCCUACAUUCAAUAUUUUUUAUCAUUGAAGUUUUCAAUGGCUCCAUAUAGUUGGAAAAGUAGCUAGGCUCAACAUGUAGGUAGGCCAAAUGUGUAUUUCUUUAUGGUAUGGAUUCCUCUUUUGUCAUUAUCAUUUUGCUGUAGAGAUGGGUUACUUUGUUGUCUUUUGUUAAUAGAUCCAGAAUGUAUGAACGAAAUGAAAUGCUUAUUAUUAUCCCUUGGCGUGCCAUUCAUUUUAA